UCUCUCUCUCUCUGGAGAACAAACCCUAAUCCCCGUAACUUCUCUCGAUCUCUCUCUCUCUCAGAGUCUGUCUCUUCUCUCUGUUUCACCUCCCUCCUUCCUCAAAAGUCAAUUUCUAUUUUAGAUCUGUGUUUUUGGUGGACGAUGUUUGUACCAAACCCUAAUUUUCGUUUUGUGUUGACCCCGAAUUUACAGAGAGCCCUGUCCCGUGUUAAAACCCUCUGAUUAGCUCUCCAACAGACAUGUUCGGCGGAGAUGAAGUGUCAGCUAUAGUGUUUGCCUUGGAUUCGUACACUUGCAAGGCUGGCUACACCGGCAAAGAUGCUCCCAAAGGCCGUGUUUUCCCUUCCGUUGUUUGGGCAGUAGAUGGAGUAGUGGCAAUGGAUAUGGAUGUCGAUGUUGAUUCUUCAAAGACAAAUUCAAAUUCCAAGGAUUCAAAGUCUGAAAAGGAGAAGGGUAAACGUAAUCUCUAUGUGGGAUCUCAAGCCUUGAAUUACCGCAAGGAUCAUAUGGAGAUCUUGUCACCUAUCAAAGAUGGUAUUGUUUCUGAUUGGGAUUUGGAGACUGACGGAAGAAGAAGCGGAGUGGUGUUGGAGAUGGCCGAGGAAGAAGACGCGACGGAAAAAAGAAGCUGAGAUCCUUGAAAUAGGAAAAAGAAGAAUGAUAGUUGCAGAUCCUAAAGUAUUCACCUCUGGUUUCUCUUUAGAUUCAAGACUAGAACUCUCCUGGGAGUGGCAGAAGCAUGAGAGUCGCAGAUUCUCAAGAUUCUCUGCGAUGUGUAAUGAAUCUGACUUGAAACGUCUAUGUGCUGUGUAAUGAAUCUGACUUCAAGAUAGUGAAGUGAUUCUCUAGCAAGACUUUUCUCGAGGUAAUGUUAACAUUCCACUCUUUUCAUUAACUCAUAUUCGUGUACUGAUACUGUUGUUCUUCAGUCCUCAAGGUAAUGCUGUGCGUUUGUUUCUUUCUGAUUCUGUCAGUGUUGGUACUAAAUGAAGCUGAGAAGCUCUCGCGAGAAGCACACUUGCCAGUUCUUGACAGUUCCUCGGCAAGAUGGCCGAAUUUUCAGACAAAUGUGCACACCAACGAAGUUUUAUGUAUUGUGGCAUGAUCUCAGCAGUGGUAGUCGGUAUAAUACCUAUAUCGCCUUAUACCACCGUAGACGACAAAGCUCUAACUGCAGAAAACCUUAAGGUUCUUGGAACACCAGCUCGGGAGAUUAUUAAGGUGCAUCCCCUACUCUUUCGGUGUAAGAUACAGGCUAAGGCCAAGAAGAAAAUAGGAGCAAGGUUUUGAUUUAGUUCCCAUGUUUUUUAGUCCCUUUAUAUUUAGUUCUGAUUUUGUAAUGAUGUUUGUGUAAGAUUUGAUGAAAAUGUAGACAUGUUUGUGGUACUGAUGUAAGUACAUUUUUGUUU
Messenger RNA from Brassica oleracea var. oleracea, 1412 nucleotides. Its product is annotated as actin-related protein 4-like. Bases 243 to 635 code for a protein of 130 amino acids. NCBI's taxonomy places the organism in Eukaryota, Viridiplantae, Streptophyta, Magnoliopsida, Brassicales, Brassicaceae. The record is from RefSeq and is a predicted model, not a curated record. The transcript has 8 exons.